UAUGGUGGAUUGGGACAUCUGUAUUUGCUGAGAAACUUUUACCUUCACUGAGGAGCACAGCAAACAGAGGCUGAGUGGACUGGUUAUGUUGAGACUUUGGAUGAAGAAGUUAAACCUGGAGCAGACAGUGGAGGACUCUGCGGUGCUCAGGACUCACACAAAGUCUUCAGACAGCUCGCUGCCACUGCUGGCUCUGGGUAACGAUGCCGCUCGUCCUGCUGCGGUGGCCGGGGCUGCUGGUCGCGGCGGAGCAGGUCGCUCUGGUGGAGGUCUUCCUCGAGCAGCGGCCCGGUGUCAGCGCUCUGCUCCAGGGGGAGGUGGUGGAGUCCGGCAAGGGAAGCAGGAGCUCGGAGCACCUGGAGGAGGAGCGAGAGGAGCUGGAGGGAGAGCUGGUCCUGGUCCAGAGCGAGGAGACACAGCUGAGCGGAGGAAAAGGCGACGAUGACACCAAAGAGCAGGAGCCGUGGAUCGGGGUGGUGCCUGUGGAGAUGGACGACAGCAAGGCCUCCACUGGAAACCAGGAGUCCUUCGCUGAUGCGAUGGUCAAUAAAAUGAAGCGAGCGCUGGUCCUCGGAGCGUCUGCGCUGAUCAUUCUGGCUCUCAACCAAAACACUGUCAGUGAGAUGGAUCUGUCUCAGGUGCUGUCCAAGCCCAUCAUAGUGAUCCAGACAUCUGAAAAUGUCACCAAGCUGAUCGGCGCUCUGCUCAGGGGUCUUCAGGCGACGGCAAAAAUCACAUACAAGACGAUCCUGCAGGACAACCUGGGAGCCACGCUCACGCUGUGGUCCAGCUGCGGUCGAUCGAGAGGAGGUCGCUAUGGAGAGUGGCAGGGGGUCAUCUGCACGGGAGAGACCAACUCUCAGGUUCAGAAAUACCUGCAGCAGCUGUGGGACACUGUUCUCCUGGUGGCUCUGAUCCUCAGCACCGGCGUCAUCGUUCAGGCUCGCUGGCAGUACCAGGACCACCAGCUGAACGAUGACUUGGAGCUCUUUCCUAAACAGGAUGUCCUGAAGAGAAUGUCGUCCUUGAAGACCAAAACAUAUCGUCAGCCCAAGCCAUGGUGUGACCCGUCCCAGUCGGGGGAAACAGACAACUGUGCCGUCUGUCUAGAGCCAUUCAACAACAACCAGUGUUUGCGGGUGCUGCCGUGUCUCCAUGAGUACCACAGAGAUUGUGUGGACCCCUGGCUGCUGCUGCAUCACACCUGUCCGCUGUGCAAACGCAGCAUCCUCGGCAGCGUCUGCAAAGACAGUUAACGGUCGCCUCGCCUCCACAGACACAGCAGCAGCAGCUCUGGGAAUAAAGUCUUGUCUCUUCCUCGGUGACACUCUAGUAGCCGUUUUUUUUACUGACCUCGCCGCUUCCUCCUUCCAGCAAUGGAUUGUGGGAGCAAAUAUAAACUCAUCACAGCAGCUGGCCAGCCGUCUGGACUGUGGAGCAGUCAGAUUUUGACAUCUGACCUUUGGGUGGGUGCAACAAGUCUCACAGAGAUACAGUGGUAAUGUAAACACAAUACUAUGAAGUACUGUACUGGUACUGUUGUGUGUAAACAGUACUUCUUCCUGGGAUCAUGUUACUGUACAAUUGUGGAAAUAUUUGUAUGUGUAAUCUACAGCAGUGAAGAUGUGACUCAUGAGGGUGUUUGUGCUCAACGUGACUCUUAAUACACACACCUUCUGCUCCGUUUCUGUAAACAGCUGAGCAACAAGACAUCUGGCUUUCAAUGAGUAAACACUGAUAAUCUCAGCGAGUACUCGUGGGUCUGUUGUUCCUGCAUGGACGUUCAAUGCUUUAUGGAUUUACGCAGGAAGAAACUGAUCGACUGGCUGGUAUCAAAGUUAACUUUAGGGCCAAAUGAUGUCAAUAACCAACUUAUCAAGUGAGAGUUUAAACGUAGUGUCCAAACUCAUACUUUGGUAUUAAAUGUUAGUUGUUAAGGUUUUGUAGUUGUAGUCCCGAAGUAACCAGGUGGUAGCAGACGUGGAAAGUGUUUGCACUUGUCCUUAACAUGCCUUAUGACUUAACUACAGAGUGAAAGAAACCACAAACACACCUCUUAAAUUCUACUUACGUUGUGUACGUUACAGUAGCUGAUUUAGUUACACUGUUAUAAACUAUUAGUGAUAGAGAUGUUAAAUAGGUAGGUAGGUAGGUAGGUAGGUAAACAUAUUGUAGAGUUCGUGGCCACUGUUGAGUUGGAUUUUCACUCUUCUUUGAUUAUAUUAUUUAUCUGCUUUUCUCUUUUAAGAAGGUCUGUGUGAAGAAGUUAGAAACAAAGAACUGGUCCAACAGAAGGUCAUCUCAUACAUCAUGUAAAAAACGAGUCCUCUCACUGACGUACGGCUGCACAGGUAAUAACGUAGUUCAUUACAAUUUUGUAUUAAACCACUUGGCUCUAUGGCAGGGAUAAUUGUGUAAAGAAAAGCACCUGCCUAAUUUCAGUGCUUAUUUUUCAUUUUACGGAAUAGUUCAGCAUUUUGAGAAAUGUGCUUAUUCACUUUCUUGUUAAGAAUUUGAUGCCUGUUCAGUAAGUUUGAAGCUACAGUCAGCAGCCGACGAGCACAGCUUAACUUAAAGACUGGAAACAGGGAAACAGUUUGAAAACUCAAGCUGCCAACCAGCACCUCUAAAGCUUAUUAAUUUGCCAUUUCUCUUUGUUUAAUCUGUAAUACAGAAAUCAAAGUGUAAAAUUGACCAGUUGUGGUUUUAAGAGUGAUGCGUUAUUUCUUUGUCAGGAACAGCAGCUUCUCUCCGCUGGUUGGCAACCUUCAUCUACAACUGGUCCUUUACACUUAAGAUUAAACAAACGAGAUACAGCACGUUAAUUAGUGGCUUAAGAGGUAACCUUUGGACAUAGCCAGGCUAGCUGGUUCCCCAUUUCCAGUCUUUAUGCUAAGCUUAAGAUAAACUUCACCCACAAAAUGGUAAUUUGUUUACCAAUUACUCACCACGUUACCUUGAAUUCAUGAGGAAAACAUUCCUCUUGCAUGCCUCCACAGUGAACGAAGAAUCCAAAAACUGAAAAUUCUUGAUUAAUCGGAGUAAAGGGGAGUCGCAUUUAACAACAACAAAACGACAUCAAAACAUUUGUUUACAAACUCUCACACAACUAAUGCAGUAUAAUCCAAGUCUCAAUUGUCUUCCAAAACACAUGCAUUUUUGCUAAACGCGUGUGUUUGGGAAGUGCUUAACAUAGGCCUGCAUAAAUGAGACUUGGAUUAUACAGCACGAGUUGUGUGACAGUUUAAUAAAUGUUUUGAUCUAGGUUUGUUGGUAAAUGUGGUUGCCUUACUUCAAGAAUUUUCUCCGUUUUUGGAUUCUUCGUUCAUCAUGAAGGCAUCCAAGAAAAAAUGUUUUCUUUACAAAUUCAACAGGGGACAGAAUGAGUAACUGAUUUACAGCACAGAUCUGAGGGUUUAAGUAUUCCUUAACUGGUUGCAGCUUCAUACUUUAUGUACAGACAUCAGAGGAAUCGAUCUUCUCACUUUACUUUAAUCAAGAAAGAAAGAUCGCAUGUUUCUCUAAAUAUCGCACCAUUCCUUUGGAUACAAUUUAAAAUAUUAAAAUUCUAAAUUAGUUUGAAAUUGGAGGCCAAAAACUGUUCUAGCAGAGUAAAACAGUUCACUUACCAAAUAACUGAUCAUACUGUCAGCCCUAACUGUGCAGCCGUACUCUGAGGCAUCUCCAGUGUCUCAAACACCCUCUACUGUGAAAGGAAAAAGCAGUGAUGACUCAAACUCAAAAAAAGAUGUCAAAAACAUAGAAUUAUAGUAUUUAUUUUAUGUUUCUUUUUUGUAAUGUCAACUUCAAAAAGCAAUUAAAUGUGCUUUUUUUGUUACAAAAUGCUCUGAUAGAUCUGUUCUCUUCAUAGAAAAUCGUCUGUGCAUGGCAACAUGUCGGAGGUUUCCCCACAGUUAGUGUGAGAGAGGUGAGGCGCCUCUGUACAGCACGUGCUUCCAAACACAACAGCAUCAUUACGAGUUGAGUUCUUUUUCUAGAAACUUCUUUUGUUUUUACGAAGGCUGGACAAAAGUGGUGUGAACUGGGUGGAUGACAUUGCAUGCAUGCACUUGAACGCUACAUGCAACAAGCUUUAACACAAGCUUCUCGUAGACGAUGAGUACAAGGAGCAACACAGUGUGCCACUGAUGUCCAGACUUGAUCACCAGGUCAGUAAUUGUUCUUCCAGCUACAGAAGAAACCACAGUUUCUCCAAAACCCUGGAUGUCACUUCCUUUUAUUCCUAUGUUGUCUAUUUGAUGAUGAUGAUGAUGAUGAUGAUGAUGUCAAAGAAACUUCAUUCAAUCAUUUUGAAUCUUAUUAAUAAACUGAUUUGUUACUUGGCAAAAAUAAA
Molecule: messenger RNA, 4354 nt
Organism: Epinephelus lanceolatus (giant grouper)
Lineage: Eukaryota; Metazoa; Chordata; Actinopteri; Perciformes; Serranidae
Gene: rnf215
Product: ring finger protein 215
Source: RefSeq, a predicted model, not a curated record